AUGCCCUCCCAUCUUGCGAACUUCUCGACUGGAAGCAAGAAUUUGAAACAAGUCAAAGCCCAAAUCAUCCGUGGCAUUAACGCCGGCUGCACCGAACCUGUUAGGUUCAACCACAUUGCUUCCGAGACAUUUUCCCAGCUCCAGGACGAUCGUUCUCCGACCAAAUCCCAUUGCAAAUACAUCUACGAUUUCGAGAAAAGAAUACUCUGCGUCCGAAUUCCAACCGACGCCCAUGAAGCCCUUGCAUCGAUACUUCGCGACCUGAUCAAUGACCAACUGAGGUCGGCCGGCGUACUUUGGACAAAAGUUGCUUCAAGCGGCUCCCCUAGCAUCAAACUAGGAAGCAAAGCGGCGCAGCCUGAUGGCUGUUUCAUGCCCAUUGACAAGAGAGGGAAAACAGUUUGCAUCGAGGUUGGGAAUUCUCAGACUGAAACGGGACUCAUACGAGUUGCUCACCACUGGCUUGAACAUCCUGAGUCCACAAUCCUGAUCUGCCUGCUUGUCAAAUUGAGCGCUGAUAAAAACGCCAUUACGCUCUCAGUCUGGCGGCCAACUGAGCAUCAUGAGUCUAGCCAGCAGCUUCGAUUCCAACGUGUUCACGCAACCAUGACUGAGUCGGUGAAAAUCAUGCGUGCGGAUCCAGAUCACACUGUGCAGUUCACCAAAUGCUCCGAUUUGCAUCCAAAUGAAAUACGACUCCCAAUCACCGCAUUCACUGGUGAACAAACUUCGUCUGCUGCAGUGGAAAAUGUCAUACUGGAUGAACCUGUUUUACGUCAGAUUGGACUACGUCUGUGGCUAUUCUGUCAUGGCUUCGAUUAA
Molecule: messenger RNA, 822 nt
Organism: Penicillium bovifimosum
Lineage: Eukaryota; Fungi; Ascomycota; Eurotiomycetes; Eurotiales; Aspergillaceae
Exons: 1
Coding region: 1-822 (273 amino acids)
Source: RefSeq, a predicted model, not a curated record